AUGAUCAGUUUCUUAUCCGAUCAGCCCAUGUGUGCGCAAGAAGCGUCGCUAGCUUCAAAAAAAUGGCAGCUUGAAGUUGGCAAGCUCAAAUCUCUGUUGAGCUUCAGGGCACAUGUCGUUUGCAAAGCCCUUGGGGAUAUAGACGCCGCCAUUGGAUACCUCAAGGAAGCGAUCAAGCAUGACCCUAAAUGUGCAGAGAACCCAGAGGACCGACCCCCAACAAAGUGGGUCUUUGGUGUUGGUAGCUGGACACAUCCUCGGUCUGUCUACACUCGUGGAACGCCACUCAGUAACGUAUACCUCGUAGAGAACCCAGUAGAGAUGCUGGACAACCUGAAAGCCGAGCGUGGAACAAGCAGCGAAGAGGACGCCUCCAGAGUGAAUCACAUCAUUACGGGUUGA
This is a messenger RNA of Alternaria conjuncta, 402 nucleotides long. RefSeq lists its product as uncharacterized. The coding region runs from base 1 to 402 and encodes 133 amino acids. The record is from RefSeq and is a predicted model, not a curated record. The transcript is spliced from 2 exons. Lineage: Eukaryota; Fungi; Ascomycota; Dothideomycetes; Pleosporales; Pleosporaceae.